Molecule: messenger RNA, 1294 nt
Organism: Malania oleifera
Lineage: Eukaryota; Viridiplantae; Streptophyta; Magnoliopsida; Santalales; Ximeniaceae
Exons: 6
Coding region: 154-1110 (318 amino acids)
Source: RefSeq, a predicted model, not a curated record
CGGAUGUUGUAACAGUCUCUUAUAUGUGAGACGUGUUUACUGCCUCGUAUCGUCGCUUACGCUUGACGCCUGACGGAAGAAACAAAUAAUUCACCGUAAAGCUCCUGCCUCCUUCCCUCUCUCUCUCUCUCUCUCUCUCUCUCUCUCUCUCUCAUGGCGGACAAGCCAAGCAGAGCUCUGGUAUUGUACGGAGAUGGGCUGGCGCGCGCAGUAAAUGCAUCUCACACCCAUCUCCAUUCUCUGGCAUCUCGAGCGUUCUGUGGCUUCUUGUCUCUCCCUCACUCGCCUCCUUCAGAAAUUGAGGAUGAAAGGAUUGUAAGGGAGUUCGCAGAACUUCUGGAUGCACAUGAAGCUUCUCUCAAUAUGAGUGGAGAAGAAACUGAUGAAGGAGAAUGUCAGAAGAAGUUGCCAACACAAAAAAUAUCAGAGAGGUUCAUGGGUAUGAGAGCUGCUAUAAUCACGAACAAUUUACAUUUGAAAUCAUUUGGAGGCAAACUUGGCUACACUAUUUUGCAACUUGGUGAAUUGAAAGACAAUAUUUGCCUCACUGAGCAGCCACUUGAUAUUAUGGCCUCUGAGUUGCUGAAAUGUCUUGGAUUUCUAGAGGGGAAGGCGUUAGAGACAAACCAAUUUGAUUUGGUUAUUGUGCAUUUUGGUGAAAGCACAAAUAAUGAAAAAGACACUACCAAUACCAAUGGUGUAGAAUGUAUCAAUGGCUUGGUUGGUGAGAUAAUGCAGUUAGCCAGACCUGGGUCUGAAAUUGGUUCCCGCCUGCACUUAUCUGUUGUGAUGAGCUACAGGGAUGUUUUGAAGGAGGAUGAAUACUAUUUUUCAGUUUUGGCAGAUAAAAGUGGGAAGGACCCUGAUCUUUCCUUGCUUUUCCCUCGUCAAAGUUACACAUUGAAAGCUGGUAAUCUGCGGACUAACACCAGGCACUAUUGCCCUAUGCUGAUUGCCCAGUGGCAGGAUGCUGUAACUCGAAUGGAUGAAGCAAAGACAUUUUCUUUUAAAGAAUUCAAAGAGAAAGGUGGAAUUCUCACUAUACCAGCGGAUAGGUUUCUGCACGAGGUAGCUUUUAAACUUUGGAAAGCUCCCAAGUACGGUGCAUGAGGCAAAAUUUUUGCGUAAGAGAUGAAACAAAGCUAAAAUUAUUCAACAGCAGCAUGGUGUAUGAAGAGGAAAGAGGGAGUCCUCUGCCUUCCUGAUUAUGUCACGUAAUUUUCACACUUGGAUUCUCACAUACCCACACUGAUGACUGUCAUUCAAUAAUAAAUUAUUGGUGUCAUUUUCUGCA